Molecule: messenger RNA, 1836 nt
Organism: Salvia hispanica
Lineage: Eukaryota; Viridiplantae; Streptophyta; Magnoliopsida; Lamiales; Lamiaceae
Source: RefSeq, a predicted model, not a curated record
AUGGAGGAUUCUGAAUCUCUUUCCCAAGGUAGCAACGACUAUGAUUCAGAUGUUGAGAUGUCAGAAGAAGAAUGUCUGAAGUAUGCACAACAAGUGAAGGAGAGGUUUGAAGAUGAUGAGGUACAAAAAUCUUGUAGAAUGGCUUUAGCUAGGAUGAUUAUCCUCGAAGAGCUUCCAUUCAACUCCAUACACAAACAAGGGUUCCAGAUGUUGAUGGGAGGAAUUAAUCCAUAUUUCAAGAUCCCCACUAUACGAGAGCUAGGAUCCGACUGCGUGAAGGUGUUCCUGCUGCAGAAGGAGGAGAUGAGGAAGUUUUUCGGUUCACGAGGCAUGGGAAGAGUGUCAAUCACCGCGGAAUGCUGGACUUCAACGGAAGGCUUGGAUUUCAUCUCUGUCACAGCACAUUGCAUCGACAAGGAAUGGAAACUGCAUAGGAAAAUAAUCAGUUUUUCGCAGCUGCAAUCUCACAGUGGAGAGGAUGUUGCUGCGGUUGUUACUGCCGCGGUGAAGGAGUGGGGGCUGCAGAGGGUUCUCUGCUGCACCAUGAAAUCGGAAAAUGAUGUAGCGAUAAGGCACAUGAAGUCGGUGUUUGAUGAGAGGAAUAUGGUUAUUGGUGAUGGAAAAUAUCUUCACGUGCGAUGUGUUGCAAACAUAAUCAAUUCGGUUGUGAGUGAGGGAUUAGCGGAGAUAGACAUGUCUGUGAGACGAGUCAGAGAAGCCGUGAAAUGGAUAACAGCUUAUAGAAGUAGAUCUGAUCAAUUCAAAGAUCUUGCAAAACUAUAUGGUGUUGAUACUGAGAGAGAUUUGCGUGUGGAUAUCCCGACUAAGUGGAGCUCUACUUACUUAAUGCUAGAGGCAGCAUUGCCAUACGAGCCGGUCAUGGAAGGAUACCAGAUUCUGAAUCCCGAGUUUGUCAUUAAUUUGAAUGAGACGCAAGGCGAUGAUCUUACUACUAUCGGGUUUCCUGGAGUUGAAGAUUGGCUCGCGAUUAAGAGGAUGCGUGUUUACCUCCGAAGGAAAUGUGCACUAUCUUCGGUAUGAUUCAGCAGUUGGAGAGGGAUGAAGACGAUGCCAAGAGAAUUUUGGCAACGAAGAUGAAGACGAGGCUUGGGAAGUAUUGGUCUGAGGAAACAGAGUUGAACCCAAAAAUGAACAAGAUACUCUACAUCGCUGCGUUGUUGGAUCCUAUGCUGAAGAUGAAACAUGUGCAGUUAUGUCUGAAGAUAGUGUAUGGUGAUAAUCGGGCAAAUGAGUUGAUGGAGGAGUUGACCAAGUCAAUGAAUGACUUGUUUGACUUGUUUGACUUGUACCAGAAAGAGAUGGCUCCGAUUUUGGGUCAAACACCGGCAACACCAAUGUCCGAUAUACAUGUUCCUGAUGACUAUGGCUCCAAUGGGUCAGAGAUCACUCGAUACUUUGCGGAAGAGCGAUACGAGAUGAAAGCUAGUGAGGUUGAUUUUGAUAUUCUUCAGUGAUGGUCGAGUUAUGGUUCGCGCUUUCCUGUUUUAUCUGCGAUGGCAAGAGAUAUCAUGGCUAUACCCGUAUGUAGUGUUGCUUCUAAGGCUGUGUUUAACACGGAGAGUCGUGUUCUAUCUGAAUUUAGAAGCUCUUUGCCUCCGAGGUAUAUCGAAGCUUUGAUUUAUGCUAAAGAUUGGUUGUCUAGUUCCAGUGACUAUGAAGAUGGUGAGUAGUUGAUUUUAAUCUGUUAUUAUCAAGCCAGUGUUAUAGCUUGACUUUUAUUGGCACGUUGAACUCAAUUUCAUUCUGUUUUAGUUCAAAAUUUUAUCUAAGUAGCUUUUCAAAUUUCUGAAUGUCAAUUACUGUUUAUGUUUAUGA